Messenger RNA from Bipolaris oryzae ATCC 44560, 1458 nucleotides. RefSeq lists its product as uncharacterized. Bases 1 to 1458 code for a protein of 485 amino acids. The record is from RefSeq and is a predicted model, not a curated record. The transcript is spliced from 3 exons. Lineage: Eukaryota; Fungi; Ascomycota; Dothideomycetes; Pleosporales; Pleosporaceae.
AUGAAAAUUUGCGUGGUUACACCUAGCCCAGCUUCGGGUGCUGAAGCAACUGUCCAGCCAGACCUCGCGAGCUAUAUCGAUCAAGAAGUGCACUCAGUGCAGAAAAGGCAGAUUAGGAAAGAGCAUGCUAUCGAAGAUAUAGACGAGCUCGAGAUCGGGAACUUUGAUGUUUUCAUUAACUAUCUGACUAAUGAUUGUUUUGUUCAUUUCAUGCAGCAACCCAUCGAUCAUGAGUGGAUUAAAGCACUCAAGUAUCUGAAUUCGAAAUAUCUGUUUGGUAUCGGUAGACUGCCGGACAGUGCGCUGGACCUGUACGCAGCAAAUCUGGAGAGGGCACAAACCUCCGACUCCCAGGGCGAUGAGCAGCCCCCACCGACUGCAUUGUUACUACCAAAUCAGGCUCAAGAACUCCAGGAUGGCGAUUAUUCCAUUCUGGUCGUGCUGUUUGGGCGAACCGCCUCCGCGUUAACACCCUUGAAAUACCAAGCAGCAGUCAAAGACGGUCAAGAAGCCACGUGGGUUCUUGCACCCGAGUCAGACUUGAGCCGCCGACUGCAAGAAACUGCCGUGUCUGCAUUUGAGCAGGUCCGCGGUACCGAGUACCUGGGAUAUUUGACAGUUAAUAUUCGCGUGGCCGAGGCUUCAGAUACCCCCAUUGUCACCAACGUGGAUCCUACAACGCGCUUCUUCUAUCCUCAGGGUGUGACUCCAUGGGAUUCGUUAGUUAUCGCGAAGACCCUACCUGGUGGUCAUGCAGCCUUUUUCGAAACCCUCCUAUCUACCAGACUUGCCAAGGUCCCACAUUAUGUCAUGCGAAAUGAGGGCUGUGCGAGGCAGCAUGAUAGGCUUGCUCGUCUUUACUACACCAUUCUCGACUCCACCAACGUCACGGAUAACCGGUUGAGUCCAUUCGUUGGCAAGUACGACUAUAACGGAACCGUUCUAGAUUGUUGUUCGGGAAGCGGGGAAUUUGCUCGGUUUGCCAUUGACCAUGGGGUCAAAGCGAAAUACUCCGCCCUCGACUAUUCGGUCGAAAUGACCAAGCUCCCUUUCUCCAAGACACUAUACGAGCAGCCUUUCAUCCUUGGGCCUGUUCAAGAAGUUCUUGCCAGUGCCCCCAUGCACGAUCAUGUCGUGUGUUUCGGCUCGAUGCAUCUGUUGCAACCUUUUGACUUUAUCUCGACCAUCAGUCAGAUGUUUUUGCGGGCCAAGAAAUCCGUCACCUUCGACGUUGAUGAUUUGUCAGACACAUAUAUCAACAACUUCCCGGAUGCCAGUAGCGAGAAGUGCUGGGAGAAGCUCGAGUAUAACCACAACCAUACAGCGCGGAUCUUUCGCUUUGGGACACCGGUUGGCUGGAAGGCGGUCAUGUACGGCGAGAGACGCUUUGCGUAUAAAUCGCUGGUGAUGAAGGAAGACGUGUACACUCAUUCAUUCCGGUUCGAGCGGAUAGAGUGA